CUAAAGUUUAAUAUCCUGACAUAUCCUUAGCAAAAUGUAAGCAAAGUAUCUUUUUUAUGAUUAGUAUGGACAUCCCCUGGCCUCUAAAACCUAGCUCACUCCUAAUUAAAAAACUAAUACUUAGUUUUAGGUAAUAUUAAAAGUGGAAGCAGACAUUUAUAAUCUAACUUGUGCCUUCUAUUACUGUGACUUUUUCCAGUCUUGGGAUGCUUAUUUCCGCCAAGUUCAGAAUGGGAUGCCUCCAGGACAGGCCUACCAACCACCACCCAUUCUGGGACAGAUGGCUGGCAUGGUAGCAACAAGACAAACUGUUCCAAGUGCUGUGGACCAAUCCACUAUCAACAGUCUUGUGUCAGAUCACUUGGCAGUGUACUCUUUGAUUCGUUGUUACCAGAUCAGGGGUCAUAACAAAGCCCAGUUAGACCCUCUUGGUAUCCUGCAGGCUGACCUCUCAGAUUCCAUUCCUGCUGAUCUUUCUCUUGAAUACUGGGGACUUGGAGAGGCUGAUCUAGACAAAGUUUUCCAGCUUCCUAACACAACGUAUAUCGGUGGCAACACUGAUGUUUUGACUUUAAGAGAAAUAGUCAGCAGGCUUGAGAGUUCAUAUUGUGGACACAUUGGGCUGGAUUACAUGUUCAUUCCAGAAAAAUCUAAAUGUGACUGGAUUAGGAAGAGGUUUGAGAAGUGA
Messenger RNA from Orbicella faveolata, 688 nucleotides. RefSeq names its product 2-oxoglutarate dehydrogenase complex component E1-like. Gene Ontology annotation, molecular function: thiamine pyrophosphate binding; oxoglutarate dehydrogenase (succinyl-transferring) activity. Gene Ontology annotation, cellular component: oxoglutarate dehydrogenase complex; mitochondrion. The record is from RefSeq and is a predicted model, not a curated record. NCBI's taxonomy places the organism in Eukaryota, Metazoa, Cnidaria, Anthozoa, Scleractinia, Merulinidae. Gene Ontology annotation, biological process: tricarboxylic acid cycle.